AUGAACCUGCACAAGGAAAAGCGAAUCCCCCUGUGCUGCGAAAUUUGCUUAAAAGACGAAAAGGACGUAUCUGACGAAGUAAUAAAGACGGCAGCCCACAAGUGGCUGUUCUCCUUAGGAAUAACCAUAACGUUAGGGCGGCACGAUCCCAAAAAAAUUAACUGUGAAAAGUUGAACAACUCUUGCGACUAUAUAGUUAUCGAGCCAGCUGUGCCAAUAAAAAUAGUGAAGGAGAGCAACGAAAAUUACGACAAUGGAGUGUAUGGGAAAUUCUGCACUACGCAUUAUUCCGUUUAUGAAAUGAAUUCAUGUUACGAUGUGGACGUCCAUACGGAUAAUGCACCCAAUUGUGGUUUACCCAGUUGGGAGAAUUCUCACCCCAUGGAAGGGCCAAGAGAAGAAGAUGUGUUUGCAAAAAAUACAACCCUGUUGCGGAACCCAAAUUGUGAAAGGACAAAUAUGCCUAACCAUUGGGGGGAGCAAAAAGGACAGUGCCUUCCCAAUGGGCACAGCAACACCAACCUAAUUGGCCCUCUAGCCGUUCCACAAAAUGCUGUGAAUUCAUCUACCCAAUAUAACGAAAUACAAAACAAAGAGAUCUUACAGCCAAGUUCAAAAUUGUUAUUUACGAUCCCCAUGAUAGGUGAAAAAUCAACAUCCUCCAUGGAGGAAGAUCCAAUAAUUUUGCCAAACUUUUGUUGCAUUGUAAAUGUAGUCACGUACUACAAAAAUGACGAACUGGUGGAAGAACAAUUUAACGAACCAAGUGAAAAUGAAGAAGGUUCAGAUCAAGACGGGGAAAAUACUCAUGAAGAAAAAAAAAAAAAUGGAAAGAGCGUGCCCAUUUUUUCUCAAUAUAUUUUACCGCACUUACGUUUUCAUAAAUUAUGGGACAGUCUAUAUUAUGAGGAAAAUAUAAAAAGAGAUUUACUCGAAUAUGUUUCUGCUUUAAUGCUCUUUGCUACAAAAAAAAUUGAUCGCAAUUUAAUUAAUUAUAAUCACCUUGUGUUGUUGUAUGGACCUCCAGGAACGGGGAAAACCUCCCUCUGUAAAGCUCUGGCUAACAAGAUUUGCAUUCGUCUGUCAAAUAUAUAUGCGACAGGCGUUUUGAUUGAGCUGAACACCCACACGUUGUUCUCCAAAUGGUUUAGUGAAUCGGGGAAGCAAGUGCUAAAGUUAUUUAACAAGAUUAAAAGGAUAAUCGAGGAUUAUGGCGAAAAUGAUAUUUUCAUCUGCCUCUUGAUAGACGAGGUGGAAAGUUUGUCUGCAGACAGGAGGAGGUCCAUGGACAGCACGGAGCCCUCGGAUACUAUACGAGUCGUCAACACGUUGCUCACCCAAAUAGACUCCCUUAAAUAUUACCACAACACGUUGUUGCUCACCACGUCCAACAUUUCCGAAAUGAUCGAUGACGCCUUCAUCGACAGAGUAGACCUAAAGCAGUUCAUUGGGUUGCCAAACGAAGAAUGCAGAUACGAGAUUUACAAGGACUGCAUCGAAGAAUUGAUGGAGAAGGGUAUAAUUCACUUUUCCUCGAAGGUUCCGAAUUAUGAGCGAGUUAAGAAAUUGCUCAAGAACGGAGCGGGGAAAGAGACGGAUGAAUACAUCUACGGAACCGAACUGAUGAAGUGCGCCAGGAUGAGUAACGGUUUCAGUGGCCGCUGCUUGAGGAGAGUUCCCUUCCAAGCAUACGCCUACUUCUGCCAAGCGACCCUACGCUUUUACAAUUCGACAAAUAAUAACAAUCAGAAGGUUUUAAUUUCACUGGUGGACUUUUUGAUGGCUCUUCAGAGGGCCAUUCGAAAGGAAGUUAUGAAUAAGAGUAAAUUGAUGGACCAAAAGAAGUAG
This is a messenger RNA of Plasmodium coatneyi, 1848 nucleotides long. Its product is annotated as ATPase. Gene Ontology annotation, biological process: meiotic recombination checkpoint signaling; reciprocal meiotic recombination. The transcript has 7 exons. NCBI's taxonomy places the organism in Eukaryota, Apicomplexa, Aconoidasida, Haemosporida, Plasmodiidae. The coding region runs from base 1 to 1848 and encodes 615 amino acids. Gene Ontology annotation, molecular function: ATP binding; ATP hydrolysis activity. Gene Ontology annotation, cellular component: nucleus; chromosome. The record is from RefSeq and is a predicted model, not a curated record.